AAACCUCAACAAGUAUAUAAAUACAGACGCGCAAUAACAAUAAUCAUUCUAAUCGCUAGUGGAGAGAGUAACUAUCAUGAGAGCAGCAAUUUUUUUGGUGGUUUUCGUCGCGGUUAUGGCCGUUGACGCGACGGUGUCGUUUAAUGAAACGAAUUGGAUCAAUGAUGCCAGAAAUGGUGUCAUGGCCGAGAUGUGGUUUGAUGGUGUACAACGCGGUAUCUCCGCUUUCCAUCCAAGCCCUGCUGGAUAUCAAGUAUACCGAAAUGUUAAGGACUUUGGAUGUCGCGGAGAUGGUGUAACUGACGAUACGGUUUGCAUUAACUCGGCAAUAUCGUCAGGAGGAAGAUGCGGCUACGGAUGCGGAUCGUCAACUGUUACGCCUGCCCUUAUCUAUUUCCCAUCUGGUUCUUAUGUGGUGUCGUCACCAAUCGUUAUGUACUACUAUUCUCAACUUGUCGGAAACGCUAACGAUCGUCCAAGAAUCAUUGCAGCACCUAAUUUUGCUGGAAUGGCCGUAUUUGACUCAAAUCCUUAUGACGGCACCGGUAACAAUUGGUUCACAAAUCAAAAUAACUUCUUCCGUCAGGUGAGAAACUUCAUCAUUGACACAACUCGUACACCUGCUGCAAGUACGACCACUGGCAUCCAUUGGCAGGUUGCGCAAGCAACAUCCCUUGUCAAUAUUGAAUUUGUCAUGAGCACUCAAGCUGGAAAUGCGCACCAAGGUAUUUGGAUGGAGAAUGGUAGUGGCGGUUUUAUGUCUGAUUUGAAAUUUACUGGUGGAAGAUUCGGAAUGUGGGUGGGAAAUCAACAGUUCUUGUCUCUAGACCUUGAGUUUAACCAGUGUGACACUGCCAUCUACAUGAACUGGAACUGGCAAUGGACAUUCAAGAACAUUCGAAUUGCCAACUCACGUAUUGGAAUUGAUAUGUCGGCUGAAGGAAAUGGCAUAUCGUCGGGAGUUGGAUCCAUUCUUCUAAUGGACUCUUCGAUCACAAAUACCCAAGUAGGCAUACGCAUUAGAAAUAACCCACCGCCAAACAGGAACGAUGUCUCUGGCACACUUUUAUUGGAUAAUGUGCAGGUCCUAGGUGUUGGAACUGUUGUACAAAAUAUUGAUGGUGGUGUAGUUCUUCAACACAAUGGAGUAAUCCCAGCAUGGGGUCGAGGUUCUCGGUAUCAAGACGCUAGUGGAGUUGGAACAUACGUCACUGGUCCAUUGCCCAUUAUUACCAAAUCAGCAAACCUUUUGGACAGUCAGGGCAGAUUCUUCCGAAGGACUCGUCCACAAUAUGAAAGUUUACCGGCUUCUUACUUUGACUCCGUAAAACAUCGUGGAGCGACUGGUAAUGGAGUUUCCGAUGACUCUGAUGCCGUACAAGCAACAAUCAAUGCCAAUGUCAACACAGGACGAAUCGUCUACUUCCCAGCUGGAACAUACGUUUUCUAUAAAACAGUAACAGUACCACCAGGCGUCAGAAUUAUUGGAGAGGCAUGGUCGGUUAUCAUGGCCGGAGGAAAUUCUUUCUUCCAAGAUCAAAUGAACCCAAGACCUGUCUUACAAGUUGGAAUUCCCGGUCAACAAGGUAACGUUGAAAUCUCAGAUUUGAUGUUUGCUACAAAAGGAGCACAGCCCGGCGCCAUUUUGGUUCAAUGGAAUAUUAGACAAGGUAGUCAAGGAGGUGCUGGAAUGUGGGAUUCACAUUUCCGUGUUGGUGGAACGACUGGAUCCAAUCUUCAAGUUCCACAAUGUCCCAAAGGUCAAGGUGCAGUACGACACUGUGAGGGCGCACACACACUACUUCACGUAACCGCAACUGGCUCCGGAUAUUUUGAAAACGUAUGGGCAUGGACUGCAGAUCACGAUCUCGACAACCAUGUAGCACAAGGACAAAUUUCUAUCUAUACUGGACGUGGUGUUGUAGUUGAAUCUGUUGAUGGUCCCGUUUGGCUUUAUGGAACCCAAUCCGAGCAUAAUGUAUUCUCCCAAUAUCAAUUAACCAACGCUAGAAACGUCUUCAUGACUAUGAUCCAAUCCGAAACUCCAUACUGGCAACCUGCACCAAGAGCACCAGCUCCAUUUACUCCAAAUGCCGUAUUUAGCGAUCCUUCUUACAGCCAUUGCACAGCUGCAGAUUUUAGAUGUCCCUUAUCUUAUGCACUUAUAGCGAAACGAUGCUCCAAUGUUUAUCUUUACGGUGCCGGCAUGUACAAUUUCUUCAACAAUUACGAUCAGACUUGUCUACUCACUGAAGACUGCCAACGAAAUAUGGUUAGCUUGGCCAACAAUUCCGCUUUCUAUAUGUACAACAUCAACACGAAAGCUUCGAUUAACAUGGUUAUCUUCGAUAAUGAUAGACCAUUAGCUGUAGCGGCUGAUAAUCGUAACGGUUUCUGUCACACAGUCAAUGCAUUCACAGCUCAGGUUUAACUUUCAGUGUAAAGGUUUAAAAUAAAAACGCUUACGAAAGAU
Molecule: messenger RNA, 2473 nt
Organism: Bradysia coprophila
Lineage: Eukaryota; Metazoa; Arthropoda; Insecta; Diptera; Sciaridae
Molecular function (GO): polygalacturonase activity
Source: RefSeq, a predicted model, not a curated record